Molecule: messenger RNA, 1626 nt
Organism: Candidozyma pseudohaemuli
Lineage: Eukaryota; Fungi; Ascomycota; Pichiomycetes; Serinales; Metschnikowiaceae
Exons: 2
Coding region: 1-1626 (541 amino acids)
Cellular component (GO): cytoplasm
Molecular function (GO): ATP hydrolysis activity; ATP binding; GTP binding
Source: RefSeq, a predicted model, not a curated record
AUGUCGGUACCAGAAGCCCUCUAUGUGGCUGGCUAUGUCCUCCAGAUUGUUUCAUACGUGCUUGCUAUUGAAAAAGUGUCCCGAAAAGGAAACGUGCUUGGACUUUCUUGCGACUACAUUUCCUACUCCUGGCUAUGGUUCAUGUCGAACGUCUACUUUGGUGGGAAUUACCUAGCAUCUACGUAUGUGGUCUUCCAAUAUGCCAACAGAUAUCCCGAAUAUCCUACUUUCUAUACCUCAAAACUCGUAUUCUUCCUUGACUGCUUGGGACUAGCAGCAACAAGCUGCCUAAUGUACCAGAUUUUCAGGAAGUACAGGUCUACGAGGAAAGGAAACGAGGCAUCGGGUAUGCUAUUUUACUUCGUGAUCGCCCUCAUCCUAACAGGUCUUGUGUGGCUACUUUGGAACUAUGCUCGUGGACAAGAAACCCUCAAUGAGCUUGACAUUGCCAACUACUUCUGGCUUUUUCUAGGCAGGGUCAGUAACAAUCUCUCUCUGGGAGUUGUAGGGCUAGCCAACGUGGGGAAGUCGACGUUUUUCCAGGCCAUCACCAAGUCCACUCUUGGCAACCCUGCCAACUAUCCAUAUGCCACGAUUGACCCUUCGAUGUCUCUCAUUGUGGUGGAAAGCCCGAAGCUAGAUCACCUUCAAAAAUUGUAUGGAUCAGCGAAAAAGGUUCCUACGUCCAUGACGAUUUAUGACAUUGCAGGUCUCACGAGAAAUGCAGCACUGGGCGAGGGGCUAGGCAACAAGUUUCUAGCCGAUAUUCGUCAGGUCGACGGAGUGUUUCACGUAGUUCGAGGAUUCCGGGACGACGAAAUUACGCACAUUGAGCACAACGUGGACCCGGUGAGAGACAUGACCAUCGUGACCGAUGAGCUCAUUCUCAAGGACUUGGACUACAUUGAAAUUGGGCUUGAACAGGCACAGAAAGCCUUGAAGAAGCCGCAAGCGGACAAGGGGAAGAUACAGUUUGAGAUCGACACGCUCAACAAGCUUCUGGAUCUUCUAUACCUGGGCAGGAAGGUGAGCACUGCCGAGUGGAGCAACGAGGAGAUCGACAUAAUCAACCCAUUAAACCUUCUCACGGCUAAGCCCACCGUGGUGUUGCUUAACGUGAAUGAGGCUGACUACCAGAAUGAUACCAACGAGUUUAAGGAGGCCGUGCAAGGGUGGAUUCAGGAGAAUUGUCCAGAAGAUGAGUUGAUGCUAUUUUCAGCAGCGUAUGAAACACAGCUUAAUGAAAAGAGAGACAAUGUGGAGGAACUCGAGGCUUACAUGGCCGAGCAUGGCCACAAGGGGAGCGCCAUGAGUGGAAUUGUGGACAAGAUGCGGUCCGCGCUCCGUCUUGUGUCAUUCUACACGUGUGGGCCUAAAGAGGCACACCAGUGGACGGUUCGGGAGGGAUCUCUAGCACCCGAGGCCGCUGGCACCAUCCACACCGACCUCCAGAAAACCUUCAUUUCCGCCCAGGUGUACAAGUGGAAAGAUCUCCAGGACGAGCAGCCGCCGUUGGACGAGGCUGGGCUUAAGUCGAAGGGCAAGCAGCAUCGGCAGGGCAAAGCUUACGUCAUCGAAGACGGCGACGUUUUAGUGGUGAAGGCGGCCGGCGGCAAGGCCAGGUGA